GGCCCGGCCCGGUCCCUGCACCUGCCGGAGGCCGCCCGCCGCCAUCGCCCGCGCAGUCGCCCGGCCGUGCUGACCGGGAAGCAGUUCUCGGCGGGCCGCGCGGUGACUCAUCGGCCCGGCCGCGUCCCCCGCGCGGGCCAUCUUGGUCGCGGCCGGCGGCGGACGGAGCCGCGGAGGAACCGCGAGACCCCAGGGCCGUCCGGCUCCCUCGCCCGCGAGGCCCGCGUCCAGGAGCCGCGUGGGGCCGGGGCCGAGGUGCCCAGGGCCUGCCCCCGCCGGGCACCGCGCGCCCCUCUCUCGGGCCCUCGGUUUGCGCGUGGGGAGCUCACAGCCCACCUCCCGUCGUGCGCCCCACGCUGCCGCCGUUUCCACGGGGACCCACCCGCGGGCCUCACCCGGGGCCGACCUCCGGCCGGCAUGGUGCAGCCGCAGACAUCCAAGGCUGAAAGCCCGGCGUCGGCGGCGCCCCCGAGCCCCCCGAUGGAUGACGUCAUCGACACCCUGACCUCCCUGCGCCUCACCAACUCGGCGCUGCGGCGGGAGGCCUCCACCCUGCGGGCGGAGAAGGCCAGCCUCACCAGCAUGCUGGAGAGCGUCAUGGCGGAGCUGACCUUGCUGCGCACCAGGGCGCGGAUCCCGGGGGCGCUGCAGAUCACCCCGCCCAUUUCUGCCAUUACUUCCAGCGGGACCCGACCCAUGACCACACCUCCGACCUCUCUGCCCGAGCCGUUUUCCGGGGACCCAGGCCAGCUGGCGGGGUUCCUGAUGCAGAUGGACAGAUUCAUGAUCUUCCAGGCCUCCCGCUUCCCCGGCGAGGCCGAGCGCGUGGCCUUCCUGGUGUCUCGACUGACUGGGGAGGCGGAGAAGUGGGCCAUCCCCCACAUGCAGCCCGACAGCCCCUUGCGCAACAACUACCAGGGCUUCCUGGCGGAGCUCCGGAGAACGUACAAGUCUCCGCUGCGGCACGCGCGGCGCGCCCAGAUCAGGAAGGCUUCGGCGUCCAACAGGGCGGUGCGAGAGAGGCAGGUGCUCUGCCGCCAGCUGGCCGCCGCGGGCACGGGGCCUUGCCCGGUGCAUCCCGCUUCCAACGGGACUAGUCCAGCGCCAGCCCUGCCCGCCCGGGCGCGGAAUCUUUAAGAAUCCCGCCACCCCUUGGCAGCGUCUGCAGCCGCCCGGGUAGUGCGCGCUCUUUGCCGCGCGACAGCAUCGCUCCUGUGUGAAGACCUCCCUUCCCGCCUCCCCAGACCCGCUCCCCGAGGAGACCUUCCUUCCAUCCCUCCGGCGCCCGGCGGCCCACUCCACGUGCUGGCUCUGUUGCUAACGCGCACUGCAUGCUCCCCUUUGCUGGCAUCCCGGGCUGUUUCAGUGACUGCCGCUCUGCUGCUGGGACGCAGGGACUGGGCUGCACACUGACGGACCACGCGGGCUGACGCCUCCCAGCCCGACUUGGUUCAUGGAGGCUCCUGCUCUGCCCUCUGUAAGCCCCCUUGGCGGCUCCGCACCUGGUUGCCUGGUUCCCUUUGACGACCUCCGGACAGAAAGGAGCCAGUGUGGCCAGGCUGGUGGCUCGAUGGGUGUGUCCGGAGAGGCGGUCUGGCCAGGGUAGUGGCUCGAUGGGUGUGUCCGGAGAGGGGGUCUGGCCAGGCUGGUGGCCCGAUGGGUGUGCCUGGAGAGGGGGUCUGGCGUCCUGCCCAAGAUGCCCACUGGCCCUGCUAGGGCCCAGUGCAGCGGACAGGGCCUCAUCCGCGCUAUCAGUGCAGGAGUGGUCACUGCUGGGGGUGUGGUUCCAGCACUUCCGGGGGCCGGGUUCUGCUCUGCACGUGAAUGUUCAGUCUAGGAGGCCCCUUUGCUCUCACUGGGGAGGAACAGUGUUGCAGCUGAAGGUGAAUCCCUCAGAAGAUGCGGCUCCAGUAAUGCUUGACUUCAGCCGCUCGCUCGUGUUCUGAUCAGGCUGGGGAUUUGGGGAAUCUGGAACUUGUCUGCUAAAUAAGGUCCUGGUGGACGUUUCAGCCACUGGGGAAGUCCUUCAGGCUGCGGGUUCCUGCACACCCAUGCCUGAGGGCCAUAGCAGGCUGAGGGUGGAUACCAGUGACUCCUUUUGCCACCCAGGAUCUCCAUGGGCAGUGCCACAGCUGCUGAUGCUCAUUCAGUCACUCCUGCCCCUGCCCCAUGUCACUGAUAGUGAGCCUGGCCCAGCUUGAGGCCUCUUCCCAUCUCCAUUCAGGUGCCAGGUAAGCCGUCACUGCAGCCCCUGCGGCCCCUCACACUCCAUCUGUGGGUUUCCAGGGGCACCCCCUGUAGCAUGUCCGCCCCAUGCCUGGGCAAUCGGCUGUCUUGGUUUUGCCCGAGAGAAAACACAUUCCCUUGGGAACCAUUUGUAAGCACUUGAGGCCGGGGCUGUGUGCCUCUGGCAACCCAGCCAGGGUCUUGGUGGCAUUGGUAAAAGCAAAGAGCUGUGAACUGCAGUGGCCCUGGGUGGUGGCAGUGCCGCACUGGCAUGUCCUGCUUCUGAGGGACCCCAUGCCUCCGCACAGGGAGAGGCCCAAGAAACCCUUUUCUGACUGAGUUUGGCCAUGCCCUUUGGACUCUGCCGCUCCGCCAUAUUUCAGUGCCAAAUGAACCACGGUGACGUGACCUCCUGGACCGCAGGGUUCCUACCUGGCUUCAUCUGCCCCUGUCUGAAGGGUUCUGGCUUGGUUGCAGAAGGGCAAACUCCGUACCCACCCA
Saimiri boliviensis boliviensis (Bolivian squirrel monkey) is the source of this 2727-nucleotide messenger RNA. It is a transcript of the gene RTL6, whose product is annotated as retrotransposon Gag like 6. The record is from RefSeq and is a predicted model, not a curated record. Lineage: Eukaryota; Metazoa; Chordata; Mammalia; Primates; Cebidae.